UCAACUGUCAUUUGAAAAAAUCGUGUGUGCGGAUGUGGAUUUUUAGACCACUGGCCGACGACAAUUUCCACGUUUGUUUUCGAUUUUCAUCGCCAAAUAACUACAAAAAGCUUCUAAAUUUUGCUCAAAUUAGUUUAAACAAAUUGCAGUAACAAAAAUGCCACCCAAAAAAUGUUCUGCUGCUCCAAGCAAAAAGACAGAAAUCAAAAAGAAGGAAAAAGUUAUUGAGGACAAAACAUUCGGAUUGAAGAACAAAAAAGGCUCAAAACAACAAAAGUUCAUUCAACAAGUCCAGAAGCAAGUUCACGCCGGUGGACAUCAUCCGAAAACCGAUGCCGAAAAGAAGAAGGAAGAGAAGGAGAAGAAAUUGCAAGAGCAGAGGGAAUUGGCUGCACUCUUCAGGCCUGUCCAAACACAGAAGGUCGAUAUGGGUACCGAUCCCAAGUCUGUUAUUUGCACAUUCUUCAAGCAGGGUACUUGUGGCAAAGGUGACAAGUGUAAGUUCUCUCACGACUUAACAAUCGAAAAUAAGGCCGAAAAACGUUCCAUUUACGUGGACAUGCGUGAUGAUGAAGGCUCUGGCAUGCAAAACUGGGACACGGACAAGCUGAAAGAAGUCGUUGAUCAGAAGAACUCCAAUGAUAAACGUCGUAAUACCACUGAUAUUAUUUGUAACUUCUUCUUGGAAGCUUUGGAAAAAUCCAAGUACGGUUGGUUCUGGGAGUGCCCGAAUGGUGAGAACUGCAUUUACCGGCAUGCCCUUCCCCAUGGGUACGUCCUCAAAAAGGACAAGAAGAAGGAAGAAAAACCGUCCGAGAUUUCCUUGGUCGACCUUAUCGAAAGAGAACGUUCCGCUCUAGGUCCUCACCAGACUCGUGUAACUUUAGAAUCCUUCUUGUUAUGGAAGAAACGUAAGAUCCAGGAGAAGAAGGACAAACGCAUCGCUGACGAGGAAAAGAAAAAGAAGGACUACAGCAAGGGCAAACAGUUCGGUAUCUCUGGUAGGGAAAUGUUCAGCUUCAACCCCGAUCUUGUCGACGAUGGUCCAAUGGAGGAUGGUGAUGCUGCAUUCGACAGUUACGCCCGUUCGGAUGACGAAGAAGACAACGCAGUGGAAUACAAGGAACUCGAUUUGGCGGCAUUAUCUUUGGCAGCUCAGGAAGUGGAUGGUACUGGUACUGUGGCUUCGAAUACAAGACUAAAAGACCAGAAGGAUGCCGCUGAAGCUGAAGAAGCCGCUGGAGCUAAAUCUGAAACACCUGCUGACGGCGGCGAUGCGGCUCCAAUCAAUGAAAAUCUCUUCCUCGACGAUGCUUGUUUAGGCGGUCUGGAAGACGAGCUAAAUGACCUCGAUUUGGAUGAAGAGGAUUAAGAAACACACAGAAUUAUUUGAUUGCCAAUUUAUUAAUGACAUGAAAUAACGGUAUCAAAAAACAUCAAAAUACAAUCGUUUGGAUUUAUCAUUAGCGUAA
This is a messenger RNA of Eupeodes corollae, 1472 nucleotides long. Its product is annotated as zinc finger CCCH domain-containing protein 15 homolog. Gene Ontology annotation, cellular component: cytosol. The record is from RefSeq and is a predicted model, not a curated record. The transcript has 6 exons. Lineage: Eukaryota; Metazoa; Arthropoda; Insecta; Diptera; Syrphidae. Gene Ontology annotation, molecular function: mRNA binding; metal ion binding. Bases 158 to 1372 code for a protein of 404 amino acids. Gene Ontology annotation, biological process: cytoplasmic translation.